AUAGUCUGCUGUCUGCUCUGUGCGCCGACCCACGCUUGUCUUUCUCCCCAAUCUCCAAACUCUCUCUAGUCCCCACCACAACCCGCUCCCCAUGGCGACGGCCGCCGCCACCGCCGCCAAGCCGGCGGCGAGGACGACGGUGAACGUGGCCGGGGCCGUGUACCGCGUGCAGCUGGCCCUCCUCGACGGCGCAGCGGCCUCCAACGAGCCCCUCCUCCACGCGGCCGCCGCUAUCCUCUCCCGCGCCGACUACGACGACGUCGUCACCGAGCGCUCCAUCGCCGAGGCGUGCGGCCACCCAGCGUGCACCAGCUCCCUCCCCGACCCCGCCAACCCCAAGGCGGCGCCGCGGUUCCACAUCUCCCUCCGCGAGCACCGCGUCUACGACCUCGAGGAGGCCCGCAAGUUCUGCUCCGAGCGCUGCCUCGUCGCCUCCGCGGCCUUCGCCGCCUCGCUCCCGCCCGACCGCCCCUUCGGGAUCCCGCCCAACAGGCUGGACGCCCUGGUCGCGCUCUUCGAGGGCAGCGGGGACGGUCCGGGGCUAGGGUUUCGGUCGGACGGUGGGAAGAAGGAGGACGAGGGGAGGAAGGUGGAGAUUGUGGAGAAGGAGACGCCUGGGCCUGGGGAGGUGACGCUGCAGGAGUGGAUUGGGCCGUCGGGCGCCAUCGAGGGCUAUGUGCCCCGCCAUCACCCCAUUCAUGAAGGGCCAAUGCCACAGGCUAAACAGGGCAAAGCUAGUAGAGCUGAGCUGUCCGGGAAUAAGAAUGUGGAUUCUGGGGCUGCUGUUCUUGGCGAACAUAGCAUGGCAGUUUCAUCUUCUUCAGUUGAAGCACAAGUGGGCUCUGAAGAUAUAGCUAAAAAAAUUGAUGGCAUGGUCCUUCAUGAGAACACAAAAACGAAGAAAAAAGGCGCAGAUAAAACCCUAUCAAAGAUUUUCCAACAGGAUGAAGAUACGGAUAUGUUAUUGCCUUGCAUAACUGAUUCCAUUGCGAAGCAACUAGAGCUUGUAGUUUUGGAAGAGAGAAAUGACAAGAAGAAAAAGAAAUCAACUAGAGCAUCAUCAAGGGCAUGCAAGAGUAAGCCUGCAAGAAAACCUGCUGGAAGUAAUGGCCAUGAAGUAGGCUUUACUAGUACAAUCAUUAUGGGGGAUCCUGCUUCGGUAAAGAUGGAUCAAGGGCCUUUGGGUCAAUAUGACUUUGCAAGUUCCAUCCUCAUAGAUAAUCAGCCCUCAUCAUCUCAAUACACAGUAAGAGAUUCAAUGCAUACUUACACUGAACAACUACACAAAGAAUUCAGUAAAGCAGUGGACCUUGAAAAAAAAGAGACAAGUGACGAGAAGGUUAGUGCUGCACUAAAAUCUUCACUGAAGGCUGUAGGGUCUAAGAACAGAAGUCAGUCUGUGACAUGGGCAGAUGAUAAUGGGAGCAUCUUAGAAGCAAGCAAAGCAUAUGACAUCGAUUCAGAUGCUAAAAAUCUAUCUAUGGAGGACAUUGACAGUUCACUAAGGCGUGAAUCCGCAGAGGCUUGCGCAGCUGCCCUUAUUGAAGCUGCAGGAGCUAUUUCUUCAGGCACAUCAGAAGUGGAAGAUGCAGUUUCCAAGGCAGGGAUCAUCAUAUUGCCUGACAUGCUUCACCAGAAACAGUUCGAGAAUAUCCAUGGCAAAGAUACAGUGGAAAAGGUAGUAUCUGAAACAGAUGGUAAUGUUGUGAAGUGGCCAACAAAGACCGUGCUUCUGGACACUGACAUGUUUGAAGUUGAUGAUUCUUGGCACGACACACCACCAGAAGGUUUCAGUUUAACACUGUCUGCUUUUGCAACAAUGUGGACGACAAUAUUUGGAUGGAUAUCCCGGUCAUCUUUGACCUAUGUAUACAUGCUUGAUGACAGUUCUGUGGAAGAAAUGUUGAUUUCUAAUGGGAGAGAGUAUCCUGAGAAGCGAGUUUCGAAAGAUAGUCAAUCAUCUGAAAUUAAAAGAGCUUUAGCUUCUUGCAUUUCUAAUGCACUGCCGGUACUUGUAUCAAACAUGAGGAUGCAAAUCCCAGUUUCAAAGUUGGAGACUACUCUGGGAUACUUGAUUGACACAAUGUCACUUGUUGACGCACUGCCUGCUCUGAGAUCAAGGCAAUGGCAGCUGCUGGUUCUUGUUCUGCUCGAUGCACUCUCUGUGCACCGGCUUCCUGCUCUUGCUCCAGUGAUCUCAGACUCAAAGCUUGUGCACAAGGUCUUAAACUCGGCUCAGGUUAGCAGAGAGGAGUACGACUCCAUUGUCGACCUCAUCCUCCCUUUUGGAAGAUCUGGCCUGACGCCCAUGUCAAGUUAACCCGUGGAAGAAGUUCAUCAUCACAGUAUCAGGCGGAACAGUAACAAUCCUCUACCAGGAUUCGGAUAUAUAUGCCCACUCAGCCGAGUAGAUAGAAGUCGUCCCAUAUCAGCAUCAGCAGCAUGACAUACGACUCAAAUACCGCCACAGUGACAGCCCCCAUUGGCUUGCUAUCUAGAACAUCACAAAUCUUGCUGCUUUACCAUUACUUGUUGUAUGUUUCUCUUGCGUUGAUGUCAGCUGCGUUGCGGGUGCAGGCAGGCUUGUUUCA
Molecule: messenger RNA, 2591 nt
Organism: Aegilops tauschii subsp. strangulata
Lineage: Eukaryota; Viridiplantae; Streptophyta; Magnoliopsida; Poales; Poaceae
Product: putative RNA polymerase II subunit B1 CTD phosphatase RPAP2 homolog
Cellular component (GO): nucleus; cytoplasm
Molecular function (GO): RNA polymerase II CTD heptapeptide repeat phosphatase activity; RNA polymerase core enzyme binding
Source: RefSeq, a predicted model, not a curated record